Molecule: messenger RNA, 4496 nt
Organism: Columba livia (rock pigeon)
Lineage: Eukaryota; Metazoa; Chordata; Aves; Columbiformes; Columbidae
Gene: KANK3
Product: KN motif and ankyrin repeat domains 3
Exons: 11
Coding region: 192-3053 (953 amino acids)
Biological process (GO): negative regulation of actin filament polymerization
Cellular component (GO): cytoplasm; cytoskeleton
Molecular function (GO): protein binding
Source: RefSeq, a predicted model, not a curated record
GAUGCUGCCCAGCGCGGGAGGGAUUAGACAAAGCAGGGGAUGAGCAGACCCUUCGGCAAUGAAGCUGGUGGCGCGGGAAUGCUGGGUGCCAGCAUGGAGCUGGGGUGAUCCCGAGGAAAGGUGGAAGCCGGGUUGUGCGUUGGCUGCAGGCAGGUUGAUGGUCCCCUGGCUGGCAGCAUCCCGGGGAGAAGAUGGCUCAGCCUGCGCCCCUGAACCAGAACCUCCCAGAUCUCGGGGGCCCAUUCUUGUACCGGGACCAGGAUGAUGGAGAGAAGAGCUCGUAUUCAGUGGAAACCCCAUACGGCUUCCUCCUGGACCUGGAUUUCCUGAAAUACGUGGAUGACAUCGAAAGUGGCCAAACGCUCAAGAAAGUGCCGCUGCCUCGCAGGGCGAAAGGGGCCCGGCAGCCGCCCAGCGCCCUGCGCAGCCCCAGCAGCCAUGCCAGUGCCUGGACCUCCACCGAGUCCCUCGCCUCCACGGCCAGCGAGGACGGCAGGACCGCGCUGCUGCUGUCCCCGCACGGCCGCGUGCCCCCGGAGCCCCCGAGCAAGCCAACCUCCCACCCUGUGUCACCACCGGCGCCCGUGCGGCUGCUCCAGCCUCCCACCCGCAGGUGCCCAGUGCAAAACCCGCGGGUGGAGAAGACCUUGCUGGAGACGAGCAGGAGGCUGGAGCAGGAGCAGGGCCGUUUGCAGGAUGUCGCUGGUCCCUCCCGCGGGGGCCCACCCGGUGCCCCGAGCCAGCCACCCCCCUGGGUGCCGGUGGGUGCCGAGGGCCAGGGGGGCUGGUGCCGGGGCAGCCCCGGCAGCUCGGGGCGCAGCACGCCGGCCGCGGGGCUCAGCACUGCCCCGCUGCAGCUCGUGCGGGAGCAGAUGGCUGCGGCCCUGCGGCAGCUGCGGGACCUGGAGGAGCAGGUGAAAACCAUCCCACUCCUGGAGACGCAGAUCUGCGAGCUGAAGAGGGAGAAGGCGAAGCUGCUGGAGAAGCUGUCGGCAGAGCCCACCGAGGUUUUCAGCCGACCUACUGGCACUGAGGCUGCGGUGCUGUGCGAGGAGCCUCCCCGAGAGGGGCCGGAGAGCGAAGCGGAGCCAGCAAAGGGGAGAGCGAGCAAGAUCGUGGAGCUGAGGAAGUUGACGGAGAAGCUGGCCGUGCCGGAGCGAGGCGGCCGGGCUUGGCCGGGCAGGAGCCCCAGGGCCGCUGAGAGGCUGUGCCGCUCUGUUGCGGUGGGCGAGGACCGGGCCAUGACCGACGCCGUCUUCUACUACCGGUCGCAGCAGCAGGGCAGCGACGUGCCGGACGGCGGGGCGAGGGAGCGCAGGGAUGUGGCCGUCUGGGUGCUGGAGUCCUCGCUGGGGGUGGCCAGUGAGGCGGAGCGGGAGCUGGAGCUGCUGCAGCAGACAGUGGGGCACCAGAAGGACGUGAUCGCUAUGAUGGAGGGACACCUGCGGGAGGCCACGCGGGAGCUGGAGGAGCUGCGGCUGGAGGUGUGCGCCCGCCGGCCCCAGGGCCGCGCGGACAAGGAGGUGAUGGCCAAGCCGCAGGUGGCCGAGGCGCUGGUGGAGGCGGUGGUAACAAUGCAGAGCCGGGCGGCUGGUGACCCCCCGCAGACGGCAGAGGCGGGUGUGGAGUGCUGCCCCCCAACCGCCUGCGUGGGGGUGAGCUGCCGCCCCGAAGGGCAGGACGUGGCGGUCGGCCCCGAUUCGGCUGCCAGGUGUGAAGACAAAGGCAGCCAGAGCAAUGUGGGCAGUGCUGCCCUGGCGGGCGAGCAGGCAGAGCCUGGUGCGGGGGAUGCUCCCGGCAGCCCCGCGGCUCAGGGCACAGGAGUGACAAGGGGGACAUGCCAAGACAGCCCAGGCCACGCGGCAGCAGCACCAGAGAUGACACACAGUGACCAGGACCCGUCACCAGUGUGGGAUGGGGGAGCUGCCCCGAGCCCUACGGCUGGAGCCCUCAAGUCCAUCAUGAAGAAGCGGGACGGUCCCCCCCGGAGCGAGGCCGAGGGCAGCAAGAAGAGCCUGCAGUUUGUGGGCGUGCUGAACGGGGAGUACGAGAGCACGUCCAGCGAGGAGGAGGAGGAGGAAGGAGACAGCUCCUCCGAGAAGGCUUCGGCCGACAGCUCUGACAGCGAGGAGCAGGGGGACAGCGAAACCUCGGACGAGGAGGCCGGGGAAACCGAGUGCAAGGCAGAACAGGAGCAUGAGGGGACCAGUGUGACCCUGCCGGAGCCCCCCGAGGUGAAGGAGAAGUUCGAGCUGAGCCCCAGGAUGCGGGAGGCCUGUCUCAUCGUCAAGACACACCUGGGCCACCCCAGUGCCACCAAGAGCAAGGAGGUGCUUGCCAGCAACAGCCUGGUCCUGCAGGAGUGGUUCCGUCUGUCCAGCCAGAAGUCAUCCGUCCCCGACACAGUCGCCAACCACCUCCUGGCCUUUGCCGAGGUCUCGCCGGCUCUCCUGGCACACGUGGUGAACCUGGCAGAUGGGAACGGCAACACGGCCCUGCACUACAGCGUCUCCCACUCCAACUUCCACAUCGUGCGGCUUCUGCUGGACACGGGGGUCUGUAACGUGGACCACCAGAACAAAGCCGGCUACACCGCGCUCAUGUUGGCAGCGCUGGCGGCCGUCGAGCAGGAGGACGACAUGAGCGUGGUCAGGAGGCUCUUCAGCAUGGGCAACGUCAACGCCAAGGCCAGCCAGGCAGGCCAGACGGCGCUGAUGCUGGCCGUCAGCCACGGCCGCCAGGAGAUGGUGGAAGCGCUGCUCGCCUGCGGAGCCGACGUGAACCUCCAGGACGAGGAGGGCUCGACCGCGCUGAUGUGCGCCUGCGAGCACGGCCGCGUGGAGACCGUGAAGCUGCUGCUGGCUCAGCCCACCUGCAACAUCUCCAUCGUGGACAGUGAUGGGAACAACGCCGUCGCCAUUGCGCUGGAGGCUGGCCACAGCAACAUCGCUGUGCUCCUCUAUGCCCACCUCAAUGGCACGAAGGCACAGCUGCCCCAGGGGACACCAUCAACAGUGACAAAGAGCCCUGGGAGCCAAAAGAAACCAAAUUAGACCUUGGGAUCCAGCUGGGGCCAGCCCCGUACCAACCGGCCCCCACCAGCGCGGGGCUGUACCUUACGUCCCCUCUCCUGCCACGUCGCUCCCCACAGCUGCAGAUGCUUUAACCCUCCCGCUCUGGAAGCGCAGCCCACGCAAAACCACCUCGCUCCGACUGACGGGAGCCACGCGCCAAGUGACAGCGGGGUGGGAAACGCCGGCCCUGUACCCCCGCUCCCCACCGCGGCUGCUGGAACUGCAACUCACUGCAACUGCCCCCUGCAACUCACAGACAGAAGAAAACAAACCUGCACCUGGUUUCUGCUCCUGGCAGCUCUGGGAAGGCAGCGGAGCUGGGACACGGACGGGGCUGCGGGAGCGCGGGCAUCAGCUCCGUGCCGGCGGGGACGCAGCGCUCAGCAGGCGAGGGGACACAAACCAGCUGGUUAACGCUGCCUUGGACACGGGCUGGGAACACUUCCAGAUGGGAAUGUUUGCCCUUUGCUGGCAUUUCCUUUCCUGACUGAAAUCUGAAAUUUUUUUCUAGCAUACGCACACAAAAGAUAAAAAUUAUAUUGCUUAGUCAAAGGAUGGAGUUCAACAGGAAAUCACUCAGUGAUUUGUAUUGCUCGACAUGAGCAAAACUUCUGGGCACUUGGGGCUGCAGCCGGGCUGGGAGAAUCAUGGAAUGGUUUGUGUUGAAGGGACCGUCCCAGCCCCCCAGUGCCCCCCCUGCCAUGACAGGGACAUCUUCAGCAGCUCAGGUUGCUCAGAGCCCCGUCCAGCCUGGCCUGGGAUGUCUCCAGGGAUGGUUCAUCCACCACCUCUCUGGCCAACCUGGGCCAGGCUCUCACCACCCUCAGGCAACAGUUUCUUCCUUAUAGAAUCAUAGAAUGUCUAACCUGAAUCUGAAACCAGGGGAGAGCAGCUGAGGGUGGCUCCAGGUAGGAAGCUGAGCCAGAAGAGCUGAAAGCAAGCCCGGGGAGAUGGACGUGUAUGUCGGAGGACGUGUACGUUGGAGGACGUGUGUGUGUCUGUGCGAGCGUGUGUGCGCCAGGCGGGUGGGAACAGAUGAGGUAAGGACUGAGGACCGGGAGGAAGAAGAGGCUUUUGUAUGUGCAGCCAGCUCCGCUCUGAAUCCCUCACAAAGGUGACGCGUGUGGCAGCCCCGUGUGUGCUCCUCGGCCUCCCCCGCCAUCCCCCUGCCUGCUCUGAGCCUUCUCUGGGGAAACACCCCCAGAAACACGUCCCGGGCGCCGCGCUGCUGGCCUGGCCGCGGGCCUGUUCAGCUUUGCACUGAAGUUAACACACGAUGCUCACACCGCUCUAGUUCACCGCUCUGUAUGUAUGCCGUGCUCACUGCUUGGGUAUCACAGGUUUGUUUACUGAUAUUUUAAUACCAAUGUUUAUUUUAAAGAUAUAAAUAAAAAUGUUAAGUAAAAUUAUUUUGAAACAUUA